This is a messenger RNA of Echinococcus granulosus, 1665 nucleotides long. RefSeq names its product Potassium channel subfamily K member protein. The transcript has 4 exons. The record is from RefSeq and is a predicted model, not a curated record. Gene Ontology annotation, molecular function: potassium ion leak channel activity. Gene Ontology annotation, biological process: stabilization of membrane potential; potassium ion transmembrane transport. NCBI's taxonomy places the organism in Eukaryota, Metazoa, Platyhelminthes, Cestoda, Cyclophyllidea, Taeniidae. The coding region runs from base 1 to 1665 and encodes 554 amino acids. Gene Ontology annotation, cellular component: membrane.
AUGCUGGGCGCUGCUAACAACUACGACUACGGUUUCGAGGCCUCCUUGGCUUGUGAAGUGCUCGACGCUGAUGGCAAACCAGUGAACAAAGUGGUGGAGGAUAAUUACUCUAGAGAUAUUACCCGAUGCUUCCAAAAAACCAUCAAGGUGCUAACCUCAGCAGUGGGCACUCUGAUUCUCCUCUGCCUCUACCUUAUCGCAGGAGCGUGUCUUUUCCGGUAUCUUGAGCAAGGGAAUGAGUUGGAGGCCUGCUAUUCAACGUACGCACUAUACAGGGAGAAGUUAAACACCUCGGUUCUACGAGCCACGGGCAUCGUAAACUCGGGCCUGUCGAAGGACGUGGUGGCUAUGCAGUUGGAGAACUCACUAAUCGAUUUUGCGGAGGCGCUGUUUGCUCUCGACUUCCCGCCCAGUCGCAACUGUUCUAAUAUCCUUGAACCAUUCGGAUCCAAGUGGAACUGGGUCAAUGCACUCUACUUCUGCGCCACUGUUGUCACUACCAUUGGCUACGGCCACGUGGCUCCAACAACCCAAUGGGGUCGACUGGUGUGCGUGUUCUACUGCAUUCUGGGCAUUCCUCUGCUGCUCAUCUACCUGGGCAGCAUCGGUCAGAUGCUGGCCUACCUAUUCCGCCUCACCUAUAUGAACAUCUGCUGUUGUCGCUGUUUCCGCGAUACCUGGAUUCGGCGUCGCAACAAACGCCAUCUGCGACUCAUUCGGCUGCAGGAAGAUCUGCGUCGGCACAUGGAGUUGCAGGCUAAACUUCGUGGUGAACCGAUACCACCGCCCAGGAUGACUCCAAUGGUAUUUGACGAUGACUCAGAUGAAGACGAUGAAGUGCGGGAGAUUUAUCGCGAGUUUCAAGACACCGAAGAUGCUGGGAUUCCGAUCACCAUUGUAAUGCUGGUCAUCCUGGGCUACGUGACAGUUGGCGCCCUCCUAUUCCACAUCUGGGAAACCGACUGGACUCCUAUCGAUGGUGCCUAUUUUGCUGUCAUCACCAUUUCCACCAUCGGUUUCGGUGACCUUGUUCCCGGAAACGGUCGUUUCGACAAGCCGGAGACGAUCACAGAACUACUAGUGGGAGCACUCUACUGCGUAGUGGGCCUGGCUCUCCUCUCAAUGUGUUUUGAGUUGAUGAAAGAGGAGUUCGUGGACAAAGUACAAUGGAUCGGGCAGUCGCUGCGUAUUGUGAGUCGGGAGGGCGAUAAUAAGAAGGGGGAGAUUGACGAGGAGACAUCUGGGGCGAGGAACUUCAGGGAUGACGCAAAGGAUGCUUCAGACCACACCAUCUCUACUUUUGCCAACAGCGAAAUGCCAGAUGGGAUGGAAGCUACCACAAGCUCCUUGAAGAGCCGUCGUGAUAGCCGCCGUCACUCAGGUAACCUUUUACGUCCCGCAUCGUCGCAGCUAAGAAAACCCGUCUGCGUGUUGCGCUCGCGUUCUGAACACUGUUCAUUACGUUCAAGAUCAUUGAAGCAGCAUCAUCAGCUGAGCAGACCUACCUCCAUAAAUAGUGCAAAAAAGGACGAAAAAACCGCCAGUGGUGCUGAUGAUUAUAAGGACUUUGAAAUGGAUACGGGUGGUGAAGAUAACGACGCCUUUGGAGGCGAUAUGACUGCGGAGGAGGAUGAGGGGGAGAACGAAGUUUUGACGAGGGACUAG